This is a messenger RNA of Alnus glutinosa, 660 nucleotides long. RefSeq lists its product as uncharacterized. NCBI's taxonomy places the organism in Eukaryota, Viridiplantae, Streptophyta, Magnoliopsida, Fagales, Betulaceae. The transcript is spliced from 2 exons. The coding region runs from base 76 to 516 and encodes 146 amino acids. The record is from RefSeq and is a predicted model, not a curated record.
GCCUGCAUAUACAUUCGUCGAAGGAAGGGUGUGUUUCUGAAGCCCUUGAACGUCUUGGAAGCCCAAGAGAAAACCAUGGAAGCUCAGAAGAAGCUGGUGAUGGGUCUCUUUCUGUUCGUAGUGUUCGUAUCUGAGUCUGGUGUAAGAGCUUGGACUGGUGAAAUCCAUGGAAGAGUUGUCUGUGAUGUCUGUGGUGAUUCUUCCAUUGGACCUGAGGACCAUGUUCUUGAAGGUGCUGAGGUAGCUGUUCUUUGCAUUACAAAAUCAGGGGAAGUCUUAAAUUAUCAGGCAUUCACCAAUGCCAAGGGGGUAUAUACAGUGGCGGAGACAAUGCCGGAGAGUGACCGCUGGGAUGCUUGCCUCGCACGGCCUAUCAGCAGUUUCCAUGAACACUGUACCCAUCUUGGCGAUGGCAGCUCAGGAAUCAAGUUCAAUUAUAAUAAUCCAUCAGGUUAUUCUCACACUGUCAAAACCUUCAUCUACAGACCUGCCAGUAUGCCAACCUACUGUAUUUAAAAUAUCUAGGCCUGGUGUAUAUUUUUAGUUGAAGUUGGUACUUACUUGAAGCGAGAAGAAAAGUAAGCAACAAAUGGUGCAUAUUGAUCAUGAAUAUGUGCUUAUGUAAUGGACAUCUAAUAUACUUGCUUGCACCUUGUCGCA